AUGGGAGUACCAUUUCCAGAUAUAGAUCCGUAUCAGGUGUUGGGGGUGGAAUCGGAUGCGACACCGAUACUAAUAAAAAAAACGUAUAAGAAGCUAUGUUUGAAACACCAUCCAGAUAAGAAACUUCAGCAGAGGAAAGAUGGAGAAGAGAACAACAAAGAGGAAGAAAAAGAAGAUGAAGAGCUUUUCACAAAGAUACAAUUUGCAUUUAGUAUAUUGAAUGAUCCAAUAAAGAGGAAUCGAUAUGAUACCCUUGGAUCGUUGUCUGACGUCGAUUACGGUGAUGAGGAAGGGUUUAAUUGGAAGGAGUAUUUCCAAUCAAUGAAUGAUAAGAUAACCAUUGAAAUGAUUGAAGAGGAUAAAGUGAAAUACCAAGGUUCAGACGAGGAAAGGCAUGAUAUAAUAUCCAACUUUGUCUACUAUGAUGGAGAUUUCCUCAAACUUUUUGAAGUUAUCCCGCAUUUGGAAUUCACCGAGUUUGAAGAACAACGGGUUUUCAAGAUAAUUGAACUGGAAAUUUCCCUGAUAGAUGUAGAUAAAACUAUUAUAAGAUCUUGGGAAAAGUAUGCCAAAAGCAGAAAGACAAAAGUGAAAAAUAUGUUGAAGAAGUUGGCCAAGGAAGCUAAGGAAGCAAAGGAAUUGGAAAGGGUAAUGAUGAAGGACAACAAGACAAAAGGUUCAGAUCUAAAGACUUUAAUCAGGAGUAGGCAAAACCACCGGUUGGAUAGCUUGAUCCAGGAUUUGGAAUCUAAGUACGGGAAGAAACAUGGGAAAAAGAGACAGGCUGUGGAAAUGGAUAUAGACGAUGGUGAGUUUGAAAAGAUCCAACAAGAGAUGUUGAAAAGAAGCAAGUACGACAAUGAAUAG
This is a messenger RNA of Lodderomyces oxycetoniae, 867 nucleotides long. RefSeq lists its product as uncharacterized. Gene Ontology annotation, cellular component: cytoplasm; nucleus. Lineage: Eukaryota; Fungi; Ascomycota; Pichiomycetes; Serinales; Debaryomycetaceae. The coding region runs from base 1 to 867 and encodes 288 amino acids. The record is from RefSeq and is a predicted model, not a curated record. The transcript has a single exon. Gene Ontology annotation, molecular function: heat shock protein binding.